This is a messenger RNA of Zea mays, 1584 nucleotides long. RefSeq lists its product as uncharacterized. Bases 239 to 1306 code for a protein of 355 amino acids. The record is from RefSeq and is marked validated. The transcript has a single exon. Lineage: Eukaryota; Viridiplantae; Streptophyta; Magnoliopsida; Poales; Poaceae.
GCACCCUCCUCCGCUCAAGACCCAAGUCUGCUAGAACCCGGGCGCGCUCCAAAUUCCCCGGUCACCUACCUCCUCUGCCCUCUCACUCUCAGAUCCGCGUCCUCGGCUCCUCCUCCUCCUCCUCCUCCUCCCUUCCUUCGUUCCUUCCAGAUCUCCCUCCCAGUCGAGAGUCGAGAUCCACCGCCUCCGCGCCCCCUCACCGGUGCAGCGCGAGGAAGCGGGGGGCCAGAGGCCAGCCAUGGGCAAGGAAGGGGCCAGCGACGGCGGCAUGUCGGAGUCGGUGAUCCGCAAGGUCCUGGUCUCGUACAUGUACGUGGCGGUGUGGAUCUUCCUCUCCUUCUCCGUGAUCGUCUACAACAAGUACAUCCUCGACCCCAAGAUGUACAACUGGCCCUUCCCCAUCUCCCUCACCAUGGUGCACAUGGCCUUCUGCUCCUCCCUCGCCGUGGCGCUCGUCCGCGUCCUCCGCGUCGUCGACCUCCCGUCCUCGCCCGCCAUGACGUCGCAGCUCUACGUCUCCUCCGUGCUCCCUAUCGGCGCGCUCUACUCGCUCUCGCUCUGGUUCUCCAACUCCGCCUACAUCUACCUCUCCGUCUCCUUCAUCCAGAUGCUCAAGGCGCUCAUGCCCGUCGCCGUCUACUCCAUCGGGGUCCUCUUCAAGAAGGAGACCUUCAAGUCCUCCGCCAUGCUCAACAUGCUCUCCAUCUCGUUCGGCGUCGCCAUCGCCGCCUACGGAGAGGCCCGCUUCGACGCCCGCGGCGUCGCCCUGCAGCUCGCCGCCGUCGCCUUCGAGGCCACGCGCCUCGUCCUCAUCCAGAUCCUCCUCACCUCCAAGGGCAUCUCCCUCAACCCCAUCACCUCGCUCUACUACGUCGCGCCCUGCUGCCUCGCUUUCCUCGUCGUGCCCUGGGUCUUCGUCGAGCUGCCCAGGCUGCGCGCCGUCGGCAUCUUCCAGCCGGACCUCUUCGUCUUCGGCACCAACUCCCUCUGCGCCUUCGCGCUCAACCUCGCCGUCUUCCUGCUCGUCGGCAAGACGUCGGCUCUCACCAUGAACGUCGCCGGCGUCGUCAAGGACUGGCUGCUCAUCGCCUUCUCCUGGUCCGUCAUCCGCGACACCGUCACCCCCAUCAACCUCUUCGGCUACGGGAUCGCCUUCCUCGGGGUGGGAUACUACAACCACGUCAAGCUGCAGGCGCUCAAGGCCAAGGAGGCGCAGAAGAAGGCGGCGCAGGCCGACGAGGAGGCCGGGUCGCUGCUGCAGGAGCGCGACUCGCACGGCGACCGCAAGACUGACAACCAGGCCUAGCGAGUGUGCCGGAUCUCAUGAUCCAAUUCGCUCGGUUCUGAACCCAGUGUACUCCAAAUAUGUGAUCCAACCCUUACACGUUUGAUGCAAAAUUUGUUCAUUUCUUGUCUUUGACUUGAUCUGGUGGUACCAAGGAAAUAAGCACGGGAAAGAUGCAAGCUUUGUGUCGAACAUGUGAAAAAAAAUAUAUAUGUAUGAGCAAUUUUUUGUCUUUUUUUUGGGGCCAGUUGUAGCUGUUACUACCAUUAAACAGUAAGCAAAACUGUUUGCAUUUUAUC